This is a messenger RNA of Taeniopygia guttata (zebra finch), 1934 nucleotides long. RefSeq names its product poly(U) binding splicing factor 60 (gene PUF60). Gene Ontology annotation, cellular component: precatalytic spliceosome; catalytic step 2 spliceosome. Gene Ontology annotation, biological process: regulation of alternative mRNA splicing, via spliceosome; mRNA splice site recognition; alternative mRNA splicing, via spliceosome. The record is from RefSeq and is a predicted model, not a curated record. Gene Ontology annotation, molecular function: RNA binding. Lineage: Eukaryota; Metazoa; Chordata; Aves; Passeriformes; Estrildidae.
CGCCCGGCCCCCGUUUCCCGCGCGCGCGCCGCGGAGCUCUCGCGAGAGGCGCGUGCGGCAGACGGGGAGGACAAGAUGGCGGCGACAACGGCGAUGGCGCUGGGUACGGAGUCCAUUAAGAUGGAAAACGGGCAAAGCACAGCAGCAAAGCUGGGGCUGCCCCCUCUCACCCCGGAGCAGCAGGAAGCUCUCCAGAAAGCCAAGAAGUACGCGAUGGAGCAGAGCAUCAAGAGCGUGCUGGUGAAACAAACCAUCGCCCACCAGCAGCAGCAGCUCACCAACCUCCAGAUGGCAGCAGUGACAAUGGGCUUUGGAGAUCCUCUCUCACCUUUACAAUCGAUGGCGGCUCAGAGGCAGCGGGCACUCGCCAUCAUGUGCCGGGUCUACGUGGGCUCCAUCUACUACGAGCUGGGGGAGGACACCAUCCGCCAGGCCUUCGCCCCCUUCGGGCCCAUCAAGAGCAUCGACAUGUCCUGGGACUCCGUCACCAUGAAGCACAAGGGCUUUGCCUUUGUGGAAUACGAGGUUCCUGAGGCUGCCCAGCUGGCCCUGGAGCAGAUGAAUUCUGUCAUGCUGGGGGGAAGGAACAUCAAGGUGGGGAGGCCCAGCAACAUCGGGCAGGCUCAGCCCAUCAUUGACCAGCUGGCAGAGGAGGCCCGGGCCUUCAACCGCAUCUACGUGGCCUCUGUGCACCAGGACCUGUCCGACGACGACAUCAAGAGCGUGUUCGAAGCCUUUGGGAAGAUCAAAUCCUGCACCUUGGCCAGGGACCCCACGACAGGGAAGCACAAAGGCUACGGCUUCAUUGAGUAUGAGAAGGCACAGUCCUCCCAGGAUGCCGUGUCCUCCAUGAACCUCUUUGACCUGGGCGGGCAGUACCUGCGGGUGGGCAAGGCCGUGACGCCCCCGAUGCCCCUCCUGACCCCCGCCACACCUGGAGGGCUCCCACCUGCAGCUGCUGUCGCUGCCGCCGCCGCCACUGCCAAGAUCACGGCACAGGAAGCCGUGGCAGGAGCUGCAGUGCUGGGCACGCUGGCGACCCCGGGGCUUGUGUCCCCUGCCCUGACCUUAGCCCAGCCCCUGGGGGCUCUGCCUCAGGCCGUGAUGGCUGCACAGGCCCCCGGUGUCAUCACAGGUGUGACCCCUGCCCGGCCGCCCAUCCCGGUGACCAUCCCGCAGGUGGGGGUUGUGAAUCCCAUCCUGGCCAGCCCCCCGGCCCUGGGGCUGGUGGAGGUGAAGAAGGAGAAGGAGGAGGAGGAGGUGUUCCAGGAGUCGGAGCGGCCCGAGAUGCUGAGUGAGCAGGAGCACAUGAGCAUUUCGGGCAGCAGCGCCCGCCACAUGGUCAUGCAGAAGCUGCUCCGCAAGCAGGAGUCCACGGUGAUGGUGCUGCGGAACAUGGUGGAUCCCAAGGACAUCGAUGAUGACCUGGAGGGAGAAGUGACAGAAGAGUGCGGCAAGUUCGGGGCUGUGAACAGGGUCAUCAUCUACCAGGAGAAGCAGGGCGAGGAGGAGGAUGCCGAGAUCAUUGUCAAGAUCUUUGUGGAAUUCUCCAUGGCCUCAGAGACUCACAAGGCCAUCCAGGCGCUCAACGGGCGCUGGUUCGCGGGCAGGAAGGUGGUGGCCGAGGUCUACGACCAGGAGAGGUUCGACAACAGCGACCUCUCAGCUUGAACUGCACCCCACGGCUGGGCCUGGAGCUGGGAAUGGGCCCAGCUCUGAUCCCAGGGCUGGGCUGGGCUUAGAUCUGGGGCCUGCCUCUGAUCCCAGGGCUUGGAUCUGGGGAAUGGGCCCAGCUCUGAUCCCAGGGCUUGGAUCUGGGGAUGGUCCUGACUCUGCUCCCAGGGCUGGGCUGGGCUUGGAGCUGGGGCCUGACUUCUGCUUCCAGGGGUUGGAUCUGGGGAAUGGCCCUGACUGUGAUCCCAGGGCUGGGCUGG